AUAUAUAAAUAAAAUAAAUCGAGUCUCUUUCAGUGUUUUUGUGCAUCCUGUCUGCGGCACUCGUUUAAAAACCGCACCGUAAAUCGGGUCUACAGCCAUGCUGAUCAGAGAAAUGAAUAUCCUGAUAAUCGCCGAAUUCUUUAUCCUCAACCACGUGUCCUACGUGCUGAGUAGAGGAUUAAAUCUCACUCAGCUAAUUAAGAGUCUUGGUCCUGACCUCGUUUACCAGAAAGCCCUACGUAACAUACCGAUGGAGAGAGACUUCUAUCUGGAGGAAUAUUAUGACGCGGAAAGCGAGGCGAGGGAACUGCGGCAGCUAAACAGAGAUAACAGAAAUUUGUUUGCCGAAUAUCGCAGUCUUUGUGAAACAAUAACGAAAAGAGUGGACUUGGAUUCCGAUGAUGAAUAUGAAUAUCAACCCCUGCAUUAUCACGAAGUCUACUGUAAGGCCUAUUCGUUGAUGAGCGAAGAAGAACGAAUGAUAAAACCAUUGGAACAGAAAUGCGUUUACCCGGUAUUCCACUGCGUGCAGAGAUAUCGGUCUUUAUCUUUCGUCAGACGACAUUGGGACAGUCAAUGUUGGGAGCCGUACACAAAGGAAAUCGCCAGCGGUUGCGACUGCAUGUGGCCGGUCGCUUCCUUUGGCGAGAUAAAGGAGCAUUAUUGAUUUAGUAAAAUUACGUUAGCAAGUUUCAUCGUAUAAUGCAAGUAUAUGUCGCGAAACUCCGGACGCACAUCCGCAACGAACGAGAUCUUUCGUAAAAAUAUUUAUUUAUUGUAUUAUAUAAACGCAAAUGAGAGAAACGUAA
Molecule: messenger RNA, 809 nt
Organism: Wasmannia auropunctata (little fire ant)
Lineage: Eukaryota; Metazoa; Arthropoda; Insecta; Hymenoptera; Formicidae
Exons: 4
Coding region: 98-667 (189 amino acids)
Source: RefSeq, a predicted model, not a curated record